Molecule: messenger RNA, 627 nt
Organism: Dentiscutata erythropus
Lineage: Eukaryota; Fungi; Glomeromycota; Glomeromycetes; Diversisporales; Gigasporaceae
Source: the annotation of a GenBank genome assembly
AUGAGAGAUUUGAUUUAUUCUGAUGAUCCUUCACAUCCAGCCAAUCUUAUACCUGAGUUAUGCAAAUUGUUUUAUGACUUAGGCUGGGUGGAGUUUCUAUUUGCCAAGGGGAAUAUGUAUAUAUUGCACCUUCAGGUGAAUCUUUUAAUAUUAUCAUCUACUUUCCUAUCUUACAAACUUAAAUCUACUAUUAUCACAGGUGUCCAAAAAGAACGAAUGCAUCCAUCCGAUCUGUUUGUUCUUGAACUUUCAACAUGCACUGUUCUUCGUGCGCCAGAAAAUGUAGUAAUGGUCACUUUAUUAUACACUAGAGAAACAUUUGAGAUUACACAUCAAGAGAUGAUCAAAGGUAUUAGACGUGGAAGUGGGAAAGAAAAUUUGCAUUAUUAUGAUACACUAGUGGUCCCUAUUAUAGACAAUACUCCAAAUGAAGAGGAUUUGACAGAAGGAAUGGCACAGGUAAUGGAAAAAUACCCAGAAACAAAUGCUGUCCUUGUUCGGCGUCAUGGUGUUUAUGUUUGGGGAGAAAAGGCAAAGACCAUGACUAAAUGUUAUAAUUAUUUAUUCGAAAUAGCUGUUAAGAUGAAAAAUAUUGGAUUAGAUCCCGCAGCAAAACCGAAAGAAUAA